Molecule: messenger RNA, 741 nt
Organism: Pipistrellus nathusii (Nathusius's pipistrelle)
Lineage: Eukaryota; Metazoa; Chordata; Mammalia; Chiroptera; Vespertilionidae
Source: the annotation of a GenBank genome assembly
AUGGCAGCCCCUCCUUGUAGCCAAUCUGAAGAUGAGGGCUUCAGCAGCCAAGAUGAACAGGAGACAAGCAGCAGAGAGGACUCUGGAGAUGCUAAGUCGGCGCUUCAUGAUGCCAUAUAUUUGAAGAUGACUGAACUGGUGGAGUUUCUACUCCUGAAGUAUCGUGCAAAGCAGCCAACUACUAAGGCAGAAAUGCUGAGUAGAGUCAUAAAAAACUAUCAGGACCACUUCCCUGUGAUCUUCAGCCUAGCCUCUGAGUGCAUGCAGUUCCUCUUUGGCAUUGAUGUGAAGGAAGUGGACCACAUCAACCUUACCUAUGUCCUGGUCACCACUUUGGGGCUUACAUAUGAUGGGAUGGUGUCCCAUGGGCAGUCCAUGCCCAACACUGGCCUCCUGGUCAUGCUCCUGAGAUUGAUCCUUGCAGAGGGUGACUGUGCCCCUGAGGAAAAUGUUUGGGAAACACUGAAUAUCAUGGGUGUGCGUGAUGGGAAAGAGCAUUGGAUCUAUGGGGAGCCCAGGGAGCUCCUCACCAAAGUUUGGGUGCAGGAAAAGUAUGUAGAGUACCGGCAGGUGCCCAACAGUGAUCCUGCACGCUAUGAGUUCCUGUGGGGUCCUAGGGCUCACGCUGAGACCACCAAGUUGAAAGUCCUCAAGUUUUUUCUCAGAGAUUAUAGAAGGAAUCCCGGUUCUGUCCCAUCCCUAUUUCAAGAGGCUCUGAGUGAUGAGGAAGAUGAUGCCUAA